GAACCAGUGAAUUUAGUAGGCUGUUUACUAUAAAAACCCAAUAAUGUAAUACCAUUAUAUUGAAUGUAAAAUGACAUUAUUGAAUUGUCUGAAUUAAAACUUUGAAGCAAUUAUUAGUUCUGCCACUUUGUUACCCUUUUUACACACCACAGCUUCCUCUACAGCUUGAGUUACCAAAAAAGCAGAGUCCACUAAGCCCCUGGCAUCUCCACUAGAGUGCAUAAAUUAGUCAUGGGACUACUCUAUAGCUACCGCUGUGGUAUAAGCUUCUGCGCCAUACAGACAACUUUUGUCUUUGGCCCUCAGGUCGACCAUCCUAACCCCACUUCCCUUCCUUGCCGCUGUCUCUGCCUGCCCCCUAAGCACGUUCCCUGGGGAAUUGUUUUCUUAUGAUUUUUUACAUGAAAGGUAUGCUGGUGCCUGGGUACCUGUCACCUAUCUCUAUUUCUGUCCCGUCUUGUAGCCAUGCUGUUGGGCUUUGGCGCGGCUGUCCCUGACUUCAACAAGCACAUGUCUCAUCCUCAUGUGGCGUUAGAGUUGGUGUUAUAGUGUUAUGUGGGUCAGGUAGUCCAGAAUAGGGAACCCUAGGGGAAAGAUGCACAAUGCCACUCUCGGGCCAAGAUAGAACUCCUGGCGAUGUGGUUCGUGUUUCCCUCUAAGCGGAACAACAGAGUCAGUGUUACCGACUGCUGUGCUCUGACUGGCACUCGGACUGAGGAAUGAAUGGUGACCUUUGAUAUUCAGGCAUGAAAUGCACCGACUGCCACAAUGAGAGAGCUUUUAGAGAGCUGUAUCACUCUACCUGGAGUGCUGCUCACAUUGAGGACACCAAUCCUUAUGAGGGAAUAAAAGGCAGCUGUGCUGUUACACUCAGUCAAUUCACAGUGUGAGGAAAAAGGGUUGACAAACUGGCAGAAAUAAUUACUUUGAUUAAAAGAAAAAUAGAAUGCUGUCUUUAAUUACUACUUUGCUUUUCUAGUUAGUGCGUUGCUUAUAUUCCUACUCUGUAUGCCCAUGUCUUGGCUUGAGAAUGACUGCCCUGCUCUCACAAUAUGCGUUGGCUUGGCAACAGACAUUUAAGUCAUUACAUUACAUUUACAUUUUACAUUUAAGUCAUUUAGCAGACGCUCUUAUCCAGAGCGACUUACAAAUUGGUGCAUUCACCUUAUGAUAUCCAGUGGAACAACCACUUUACAAUAGUGCAUCUAACUCUUUUAAGGGGGGGGGGGGGGUUAGAAGGAUUACUUUAUCCUAUCCUAGGUAUUCCUUAAAGAGGUGGGGUUUCAGGUGUCUCCGGAAGGUGGUGAUUGACUCCGCUGACCUGGCGUCGUGAGGGAGUUUGUUCCACCAUUGGGGUGCCAGAGCAGCGAACAGUUUUGACUGGGCUGAGCGGGAACUGUACUUCCUCAGAGGUAGGGAGGCGAGCAGGCCAGAGGUGGAUGAACGCAGUGCCCUUGUUUGGGUGUAGGGCCUGAUCAGAGCCUGAAGGUACGGAGGUGCCGUUCCCCUCACAGCUCCGUAGGCAAGCACCAUGGUCUUGUAGCGGAUGCGAGCUUCAACUGGAAGCCAGUGGAGAGAGCGGAGGAGCGGGGUGACGUGAGAGAACUUGGGAAAGUUGAACACCAGACGGGCUGCGGCAUUCUGGAUGAGUUGUAGGGGUUUAAUGGCACAGGCAGGGAGCCCAGCCAACAGCGAGUUGCAGUAAUCCAGACGGGAGAUGACAAGUGCCUGGAUUAGGACCUGCGCCGCUUCCUGCGUGAGGCAGGGUCGUACUCUGCAAAUGUUGUAGAGCAUGAACCUACAGGAACGGGUCACCGCCUUGAUGUUAGUUGAGAACGACAGGGUGUUGUCCAGGAUCACGCCAAGGUUCUUAGCACUCUGGGAGGAGGACACAAUGGAGUUGUCAACCGUGAUGGCGAGAUCAUGGAACGGGCAGUCCUUCCCCGGGAGGAAGAGCAGCUCCGUCUUGCCGAGGUUCAGCUUGAGGUGGUGAUCCGUCAUCCACACUGAUAUGUCUGCCAGACAUGCAGAGAUGCGAUUCACCACCUGGUUAUCAGAGGGGGGAAAGGAGAAGAUUAAUUGUGUGUCGUCUGCAUAGCAAUGAUAGGAGAGACCAUGUGAGGAUAUGACAGAGCCAAGUGACUUGGUGUAUAGCGAGAAUAGGAGAGGGCCUAGAACAGAGCCCUGGGGGACACCAGUGGUGAGAGCACGUGGUGCAGAGACAGAUUCUCGCCACGCCACCUGGUAGGAGCGACCUGUCAGGUAGGACGCAAUCCAAGCGUGGGCCGCGCCGGAGAUGCCCAGCUCGGAGAGGGUGGAGAGGAGGAUCUGAUGGUUCACAGUAUUAAAGGCAGCCGAUAGGUCUAGAAGGAUGAGAGCAGAGGAGAGAGAGUUAUCUUUAGCAGUGCGGAGCGCCUCCGUGAUACAGAGAAGAGCAGUCUCAGUUGAAUGACUAGUCUUGAAACCUGACUGAUUUGGAUCAAGAAGGUCAUUCUGAGAGAGAUAGCAGGAGAGCUGGCCAAGGACGGCACGUUCAAGAGUUUUGGAGAGAAAAGAAAGAAGGGAUACUGGUCUGUAGUUGUUGACAUCGGAGGGAUCGAGUGUAGGUUUUUUCAGAAGGGGUGCAACUCUCGCUCUCUUGAAGACGGAAGGGACGUAGCCAGCGGUCAAGGAUGAGUUGAUGAGCGAGAUGAGACGCCGAGGGGGAGCAGGAGGAUGGAGAAGGUUGGGAAAAACCUAAACCAAAACCAGCCUUCAUGCCUCAGACCAGCCUGGUGCCUCCCAAAAUCCCAGAUGGAGAGAAAGUGGACUUUGAUGAUAUCCACCGCAAGCGUAUGGAGAAGGACCUGACUGAGCUGCAGACGCUUAUCGAGGCCCAUUUUGAGAGUCGCAAGAAGGAAGAAGAGGAGCUCAUCAACCUCACUGAUCGUAUUGAGAAGCGCAGGUCUGAGAGAGCAGAGCAAGUGAGGAUCCGAACGGAGAAAGAAAAGGAGCGUCAAAACAGAAUAAACGAGGAAAAGGCAAGAAAGGAGGAAGAGGAAUUUAAGAAGAAAGCAGAGGAUGACGCCAAGAAAAAAAAGGUCCUCACCAACUUGCAGUUCAGCGGGUACAAGACAGAAAAGAAAGGUGGGCCAAAAAAGAAAACAGAGCGAGAGAAGAAGAGAGCGAUCUUAAGUGAACGGCAUAAUGAGCUGAAUAUUGACCAUCUCAAAGAGGACAAACUGAGAGAGAAGGCUACUGAACUGUGGAAGUGGAUACAUCAACUUGAGGCGGAGAAAUUUGAUCUCCAGUACAAACACUCGCGACAGAAAUAUGAUGUCACCGUACUCAGGAAUCGAGUCAGCGAUCAUCAGAAAGUUACCAAGGGGACCAGGAGCAAACGGGGCUUGAGGAAAUAAUGUUGCAGAUCAGAAUUGAGCCCAUAGGAGUUCAUUCCAUUCAUACCACCUUGCCCGAUGGACAUCCUGGUACUCUACAGACAAGGAAGACUUGUGUGACACAUGGAAUAUUUUUCAGAAAAAAAUAUUUGGAAAUAACUUGUGUGGAUUGUUAUUUUUAGGGAAAAAAUGUAUCACAAUAAACCAAAACAAAUAUG
Salvelinus fontinalis (brook trout) is the source of this 3595-nucleotide messenger RNA. RefSeq names its product troponin T type 2b (cardiac) (gene tnnt2b). The transcript has 11 exons. Gene Ontology annotation, molecular function: troponin I binding; tropomyosin binding; troponin C binding. The record is from RefSeq and is a predicted model, not a curated record. Gene Ontology annotation, cellular component: troponin complex. Bases 2757 to 3398 code for a protein of 213 amino acids. Gene Ontology annotation, biological process: sarcomere organization; regulation of muscle contraction; cardiac muscle contraction. NCBI's taxonomy places the organism in Eukaryota, Metazoa, Chordata, Actinopteri, Salmoniformes, Salmonidae.